AACGAGUGAAAGUGUUCUGCAAAAAUUCAGGAAAAGUUUUUCGUUGCGCUUCUACCGAAAGGGCUUCGGGGGCAGUAAAGAUGGUGACGAAGACGAGUCAGAUCUGCCCUCCCGGGAGUCGCCCACCCCCACCCCGCCUCUCGGCACCGCCCCUGCAGCCCCCGCACCUCUAGUCAACAAGGAUGAUACUUCGGAGAAGUUCAGGUUUGGACCAUUGAUUUGGAGAUCGAGUAAAGAGAGAAAGAAAGGCAAGAAGGCAGCAAGGGAGGCAAAGUGCAAUAGUGGUGACAGUGGCAUUCAAAUUGAGAUGGUGGGACGGACAACUGGUGAUAGUUCUGAGUCGCACGAUACCGACCACUUGUGUGACGAUGACAUUGAUAGUCCGCCCGCUGUGAGACGACGAGGCACAACCGGCUCGGAGGGCAAACCGUCGCGACCGACCUCAGACGUCAUCAACCAGAUCCUUAUCGACAAGCUGCGCGCCGAUCUGGCCGCACACGCCGUGACGCGCCGGGGUGGCGCACACGGGGCGCGCAACGUGCGACGAACGCACUCCGAUCUCGGCGGCCAACGCCUGUUCAACUAGAUGCGCAACAGUUACCGGCGCAUUCAGCACCCGUCCCCCAUCAAGAUCAGGCCCAACCUCAGCCCGCGGAAGAGCAGUAACAGUUCCACGCAGGAUCUCAAUGUUAGGACAUCGAAACGCUUUGGAAUCCGACCGACUGGCAUGAGGAGGUGUAUCAGUCAACCACUAGGCAUCAACGAUCUCUCGCCGCUCAUGCGACGGAAACCUUCAGGAGCUAGAAACCAAGUUCUUAGUGAAGAUGAGAGAGGAGCGACAUCAGAUGAUGAAAUGCUCUCUGAUUCCGAAUCAUCAGUUGCGUCACUCAGCGAAAGGAAGAAAUCUUUCGAACUGGCGAUGGACGAGGAGGUAGUGAUCCUGGCAGAGGCAGUUUGGGACCACGUUGCCAUGGAGACGGAGGAGUUGGCAUUCAGAGCGGGUGACGUCAUCGAGGUGCUCGACACCCUGGACAGGGACUGGUGGUGGGGGGCACGCAAUGACACCGUCGGAUGGUUUCCUUCCGCUUUUGUCAGGUUGCGAGUUAGCCAGGAGGACACGGUGGAGGACUGUUUGGCGGCAAUAGCGUCGGGAGGCAGCAAACAGCUGCGACGCCGCACCAGCAUCUCGCUGCUCUCCAACGACCAGGUCAGGUCCAGAGUGGUCCGCGAACUCAUCAAUACCGAGCGUGAUUUCGUCAAAGUACUGCGUGAUGUGGCAGAGGGUUACCUGACUGAAUGUAGAAGGCGAAACGAUAUGUUUAGUGACGAACAGAUCGCAACUAUAUUUGGUAAUUUAGAACAAUUAUUAGAAUUCCAGUCCGACUUCCUAGAAGACCUCGAGAGGCAUGUGGACUGGGACACGCCCCAUAAAAGCUGUCUGGGUGAUACGUUUCUCAGGCAUGUAAGUAACGCCAUUGAAGUGCAAUAUCAAA
This is a messenger RNA of Nilaparvata lugens (brown planthopper), 1493 nucleotides long. RefSeq names its product rho guanine nucleotide exchange factor 4-like. NCBI's taxonomy places the organism in Eukaryota, Metazoa, Arthropoda, Insecta, Hemiptera, Delphacidae. Gene Ontology annotation, cellular component: cytoplasm. The record is from RefSeq and is a predicted model, not a curated record. Gene Ontology annotation, molecular function: guanyl-nucleotide exchange factor activity; protein binding.